GGGGGGGGUGCCUGUGCGGAAUCGUGCAGGUUUUUUAUUUUUAUUAUUAUUAUUUUAUCUUUUUUUGGGAGUGGGAACGGGGGCGCGUAUGACAGGAAGAUGGGGACAUGGCGAGGAGAGGGGGAUAUGGAGGAUGUGGACGAGGAGAAGGACGAGGAUAGUGAGGACGACGAGGAGUCGUCGAGAUGGGGGAGGAGAAGAGAUGGACGGAAGGAAAGGAGGAGGGCAAGUGGGAGGAGGAGGCGACAUGGACGGCGAGGAAGGGGAGGACACGAGGAAGGGAAGGUGACAAGGAGGCAUGGAAGAUUUGGAAGUACGAGGAGGAGGAGGACGAACAGGAGGAGGAGGAGGAGGAGACGAAAGGAGAAGGGAGGAGGAGACAUGGAGGAUGAGGAAGGGAAGGAGGAGCAAGGUGAGGCAUUGAAGAAGCAUGGAUCUGAGUUGGAUUAUUACGCUAUUCUUGGAAUACCGUCGUCAAGCACUUUGUCAGAUGUUCGAUCCGCGUACAGGAAGCUUGCACUGAAAUAUCAUCCUGACAAAAGUGGUGCGGAAAAGGAGGCAAUCUUCAAAUACAUCUCGACGGCAUAUAGGAUCUUGUCAGACCCUCUCAGCCGAGGCAGAUACGACGUAGCCGUAGCAAGUCAUGCUGAGAGACAUCAUAGUAGAAGCAGGUGUACAGACCGCACGUUGUUCCAUUGUUGUGGUGCUCGUCUUGAAGAGGCAGAGGCAAAGACGCAUGACACACCGACUACGCGCAUGAGGGCACACGUCGAGGACAUGACAACGCAUGUUCAAGUGUGGAGAACCACCCACCCACGACCAGAUGUGCACCGGUCACUGCAGCUUCUGACGUCAGGUGAAACGGAGGACGUGGAUAAGCACGAGAGCAAGAUCCAGUUCCCGACCUCCUGAGUAUAUGGUGGUGCUGGUUGCGGCACGCUUCCUGAUGGAAACAGCAGCGGAAAGAGCGGGUCACGGAUAUACUCCAUGCCAUCGU
Messenger RNA from Chara braunii, 997 nucleotides. NCBI's taxonomy places the organism in Eukaryota, Viridiplantae, Streptophyta, Charophyceae, Charales, Characeae. The record is from the annotation of a GenBank genome assembly.